GAUAAACUGUUUUCAACAAUCCCUUCGGUCAGAGACGUUGCGAUUCCUUGUUGCCACUUUGAAAUUAACUCUCAGUCAGGCAGCGUCGGCAAGAAGUAAGUUUACUCGGAUAAACGAACCGAGACGAAGAUCAUCUUUCGUAAGAUCGUCGGAGGAGCCAAUUUCGUUUACAAAAAUCAUCGCCGAGUAUCGUUAAGUUUAAAGAAGAUGGUGUCAAUGGACGAGGAUCCCAGGGCCAGAGAGUUUUUGACAACGUACAACGGCGCUAAAAUAACGCCGAUUGCGAAUCGCGAUAAAAGCUCAUUGUCGGAAAAGGACGUGGAGAAAACAAGGAAAGCUGAGGAGGACGCGACUGGAGCAAAAAUUGAGCUUAAAGUGUACAAGAGACGUUGGCUCCAGUUGGGACUGUUCUUCAUCUACGCAUUGUCAAACGACCCGCAUUGGACGCAGUUUUCAUCUAUCGGCAAAACGAUUUCCCGGUACUACAGCGUCUCUCCAACAACGGUCUCCUGGACCUCGUCGAUCCUUCAGGUGACCUACGUCGUCAUGAUCAUGCCGGUUUGCUGUAUGAUAGAUCGCGUCGGUCUGCGAUGGGCCUGCCUGAUCGGUUCGAUCGGGAUCUCGAUCGGCUCCUGGAUCAUAUUCUGGUCUCUGUCACCGGAUCGGUUCGUUACGGUUGUCCUCGGUCAGUUGGUGAUCACCUUUUCGCAAGUCUUCAGCCUAACCGGACCGGUUAAAUUGGUAGCUCUUUGGUUCGGUCCGAAUCAAGUAGCCACUGCGACGUCGAUCGCAUUCUUUGGCGGACCGCUCGGCAUUGGUCUGUCCUUUUUCGUCACACGGAUGAUCCUGAGGAAUCACGACAACGUCGAAGACAUUGGCAGGGAAUUGUCGCCCGUCUUCUUGUCCGCGGCAGCUUUUUCCACCGUGGUGACGAUUGCUCUGUUUUUUUUUUUUCAGGACGAACCACUCGUGCCGCCCAGCAGAGCUACCGCUCUUCAAGUAACUCACAGCAAAGUCGAAGAUACAAGAUUCUGGUCGACUGUGAAAAGAGUCAUGACCAACAAAAGUUUCUUCGCUGUUUGGAACACCUAUGGCAUGGGUUACGGGUUAUUCAGCACCAUGUGUUACAUGCUAAACCCGUAUUUUCUGGAUCACUUUGAGAACGGGGAAGAAGACGUCGGAAGGCUUGGUAUCCUGGUUGUAAUCGCGGGAUACUUUUGUUCCCUCACCUUUGGUAUAAUCUUGGACAAGACGAAGCAGUUCAAAGAACUCGGUGUCUUCGUCUACAUCUUUCUUCUUGUCGGAGAAAUCCUGUUUGCCGUUGGACUGAGGAUGGAAAUCAGAUGGCUGAUGUUAACAGGUUUCAUGAUUUUCGGUUUAUUUGCGGCCAGUUAUGGAAGUCUAGGUUUCGAAUUGGUUGGCGAAGUUGUUUAUCCUGAAUUAGAAGACGCGUAUGCGGGGCUUUUAAUGUUCGGCAAUCAGCUUUACGGCGGGAUAUUUUCAGUGAUCAUUAGUAGCUUACUGCAAAACUACGGAGAAAUAGUAGUUCAUGGAUUUGCCAUCGCUGUUCUAUCUUUGGGCUUGGCAACCUCCGGAUUUACCGAAAUCGAGCUCAAGCGUCAAAAUGUUGAAAAACACCCCAACGAAGGGUACAAUGUCGAUACGCCGUUGAAACCACUAAAGUCCUGACUGAUACAUCCGGAGACAAAGACUCACUUACGGUACCUACUAUGACAAUGUUCCUCUCUCUUUUUUUUUUUUUUUUUGUCUCAACUCAAAUGUGCGACUUAUCUGGUAAUAUCAGAAUUCGAUAAAUCGUUAUGUGCCCGAAAAUAUCCGUGAUCUAAUAGUUUUCGGUGCAUUAAUUGCAUACAGAUAUCGAGGCCUAAGGGAAUAUUGUGCAACGUAUUAUUCUAUUAUUUAUUAGGAAAAUCAGGAGAAUGGAACAAAGCACAGUGGUUUUAUAAGAUAAUUUUUCAACACACGUUUCUUUUCUACAAAUCACAUCAAAACGUGAAAAAAGUGGCACGAAUGAUUAAGUAUACGUAUAUGUAUAUUUGUAUAUUGUCGAAAAUUGUUUUUUUUUAUACGGAGUAAGAAAUAAAGAUUCGUGUAAGCUACGUGCUUUGAUAUUCGCAUAUUUAUAUUCAUUGAAAUCUUUUCGCCUCAAUAUCAGCUUUUACUUGGCAUAUUUUAUAGCGCACAUUUAGUGUUAAGCGAGGGAUGGUAAUGAAUAAAAAUGAAAAGAUCAUUAAAAUCUUAUAAUCUCUACAAAAAUAUUUGAACUCCAAUUAUUGAUUGUUUAUUAUUUUUCUUCCGUGCCGUCCCCGUUCUACUUAGCACAAUACUUUACAUACGGAUUAAAAGCUAAUAGUUUUCGGCGAAUAAUUAAUUGCAUACAGAUUAUCGAGGCCUAAGGGAAUUUCGUGCGACGUAUCAUUCUGUUAUUUUAUCACACCGAGUGGAUGUAAAUUAAGAAA
This is a messenger RNA of Neodiprion virginianus, 2480 nucleotides long. Its product is annotated as feline leukemia virus subgroup C receptor-related protein 2-like. Bases 208 to 1689 code for a protein of 493 amino acids. NCBI's taxonomy places the organism in Eukaryota, Metazoa, Arthropoda, Insecta, Hymenoptera, Diprionidae. Gene Ontology annotation, biological process: heme export; transmembrane transport. The transcript is spliced from 6 exons. Gene Ontology annotation, molecular function: heme binding; heme transmembrane transporter activity. Gene Ontology annotation, cellular component: membrane. The record is from RefSeq and is a predicted model, not a curated record.